AAUAGUGCCCAUUUGGAAUUGUUUCAAUGUCGUACGUAUCAUUUGGACAUUUGGUUGACUGGAUCUAGAAUUUGCUCGGAAAUAACGACACAAGAUUCCUGUACUAAAUUCGUGAGAAUCGUGUUCGUGUUGUUAUUUGCUUUCUUUGUUGUUAUAGCCAUCGGAGAUGGCGGCAGCUUAGUUGAAUCACAUCAAGAUUCUCGCCUUCUCUUUCUUUCAAUUCGAUACAUCAAUCGUUCCCUUUCCGAUCCUCUGAUCUUUUCCGGGCAAAUUGGUGGCCAUGGCGACGUUAGCUCGGCUCCGUUACUCCGCCGUCGCUGUCCUUUCCCGGAAUUUGAGCCCUCCAACUCGUCAAUUUUUCUCCGGCCGUAACCCCAUUUUUUCCGGCGACUGUACUUCCAGUUUUUCUAAGCAAUCCCUGCUUGAAUCUCGCGCGUUUUGCUCGGCAGCCGGCAGCCGGAGUAGUUUCCGGCCCGCCGCGGCUUUUCUGGCGGGGUGGAGAUCCAGAGUAGCCGCCGAUCCACAGUUUCCUUUCAAGGUAGCCAUGGAGCAAUUAGUCGGCGUUAGCGCCUGCGUGGCCGGAGACAUGGCGACCCGCCCCAAUUUCGGCCUCAACGAGCUAGAUUUCGUCUUCUCCACUCUAAUCGUCAGCUCAAUUCUCAACUUCGUUCUAAUGUACAUCUUAGCCCCGACCCCAUCGGGCACCCAAUCUCUACCGUCCAUCUUCUCCAAUUGCCCCCGCAGCCACAUGUUCGAGCCGGGCAACUACGGGCCGGUCCUCCGCCUGGGCACGUUCGUCUACAAGGGCGCCCUAUUCGCGGCCGUCGGGUUCUGCGCGGGCCUAGUGGGGACCGCAAUCUCAAACGGGCUGGUGAAGAUGAGGAAACAGAUGGAUUCGGGGUUCGAGCCCCCGAAUAAGGCGCCCCCGACGAUCCUCAACGCGGCCACGUGGGCAAUUCAGAUGGGGGUGAGUAGUAAUUUGAGGUACCAAGCGUUGAACGGGAUCGAAUUCUGGAUGGCCAAGGCGGUCCCGCCAUUGGUGUUUAGGAGCUCCGUUGUGGUCAUACGCUGUUUGAAUAACGUUGUUGGGGGAAUGUCGUUUGUUAUGUUGGCUAGGCUCACGGGCUCUCAGAGUGUGAAUCAAGAGAAGGUAACUGCCCCCCAGUGAUUUGGUGUAUUAGCCAUGCUUCAUUUUUCCUUUUUCAUCUUGUACUGGUAUUUAUAUCUCCCCAAAUAAGGCUAAUGUAAUAAAUGGAUCAUGUUGGUUUCACAACCUAA
This is a messenger RNA of Ipomoea triloba (trilobed morning glory), 1278 nucleotides long. Its product is annotated as protein RETICULATA-RELATED 3, chloroplastic-like. The record is from RefSeq and is a predicted model, not a curated record. The coding region runs from base 281 to 1168 and encodes 295 amino acids. NCBI's taxonomy places the organism in Eukaryota, Viridiplantae, Streptophyta, Magnoliopsida, Solanales, Convolvulaceae. The transcript has a single exon.